Molecule: messenger RNA, 1860 nt
Organism: Misgurnus anguillicaudatus (oriental weatherfish)
Lineage: Eukaryota; Metazoa; Chordata; Actinopteri; Cypriniformes; Cobitidae
Source: RefSeq, a predicted model, not a curated record
UGCUAAAAUCGUUUUAAUUUGGAUCACACAUUUUUCACUAUCUGCCAUGUAUUUGCGCUGGUUAAUGUUUUUUCUUGCUUUUGGUUGGGUGACCGCUACUGAUAACUGCAGUUAUAAGGGACUUAUUGAACAUCUUGGCUUAGACAGCGAUAACUUUCAGAUGAAGUCUCUCCGCCCGGUGUAUAACUUCAGCAACCCUACUGGAGUUCUGGUAGACUUGUUUGUGACCUCCAUCACAGAUGUGAAUGAAAAAGCCCAAAGCUUCGCAACACAGAUCACACUUGUAUUGGGUUGGAUCAAUGAAUUCACAAGGUGGAACGACAGCAACUUUUGUGGGCUCCAAACAUGUACAAUUGAUAAAGAUAAGAUGUGGAUACCAGACAUUACCAUUGCAGAAAGCAUCAAAGCAGAAUUUGCAUCUGUGGAAAAUCCUUAUGUAAAGAUGUUCAAUUUUGGUGGUGUACUCCUGUCCGAAACCUUAAUUUUGACCACCGCCUGCAAGAUGGACCUGUACAAGUUUCCCUUUGAUGUCCAAACAUGCGAGCUGACAGUUCAGUCUUCAUUGAAUUCAAUCGAUGAGCUUACAGUCAAUCCAUUUUCUGAUGCCUCAUUUAUGACUGCCAGCUCUAAGAAGUCUUUUCAAACUCAGGGGGAGUGGGAACUCCUCAGCAUUACCGUGUCUAAAUCCAAUAUGUCUACUCUUGGAUAUGUAUUGGAUCAGCUGAAAUUUCAGAUCACCAUAAAAAGGAGGCCUCUACUGUAUAUCAUCAACUUCAUAUCACCAGUGUUUUGCUUUCUUGUGUUGGAUGUGGCCUCAUUCUUCAUGAAUUCAGCAGAAGGAGAGAAGCUGGGCUUUAAAGUGACUUUACUUUUGGCGAUUUCUGUGUUACUGCUCAUUCUUAAUGACACGCUGCCCUCUACUGCCAAGGAGGUCCCAUUGAUCGGGCUUUUCUGCAGUGUGAUUUUCAUUCUCAUUGGUAUCAGCAUUCUGGAGAGCAUUCUUGUGGAUUUUCUGAUGGCUAGAGGAGAUCAGAUUGAGGAUUCCACAUCUACUGUUACUGACACUGCAAAAGAUUCAAACAGCCUACCAGACCCAGAAACAGAUCAAAGUGAAGAACGUUUAAGUACCCUGGACUGUCUGAAGCAAAUACUCACUGAGUUUCGGAAUGCAGCCAAACCUAAAGGCGGUGCGAGGACAACCGGGUGCUGGCACAGAGCGGCAAUGAUAAUCAACGUUAUUUUCAUUGUUGUCUACAUUCUCAGCAUCAUUGUGUUUCUGAUAGUAGUUAGUAAAGCUUGGUUCAUAUAGUGAUAUCAUAUGUUUUUAUUUAUGAUAUGGCACAAGCCUUUUUGCAUAGUUUAAAAGCGCAAUGUAGCCUAAAAAAUUGAUUGGUCAAUUGUUUUUUCUCGUUUUUUCCAUUUAUGCACAUAUUCUCCUGCAUAUGACUUAUGAAUAAAGCAUGAUUCAAGCAAAAUAGAUAUUUGUGUUUGUGCAAUAAAUAAAUACUCAAGAAAACAUUUACGAUUGUAAUUUUAUAAGGAUUUUUAUGGGAUGCCAAAUUAUAUACAUGUAACGUGCAUGCACUCACACACAUUUAUAUUAAAAUUGGGUUACACUUUAUUGUAAGGCGUCACUGUUACAGUGUAAUUAUAUAUUUAAGUACCAAGUAAUAAUCAUCAACAACAUGUACUUGCUGUAGGGUUGGGGUUAGGAAUAGGGUUUGGUUUAGGAUUAUUUGCAUGUAAUUAUGCCUAAUUAACUGUUAUUACUAUAAUAAUUACAUGUAACAUGUAUAACAAAGACACUGUAAAAUAAAGUGUUACCUAAAAUUGUUUCUGAAAUGUAUUAUCUGAGCUAGA